Molecule: messenger RNA, 689 nt
Organism: Alexandromys fortis (reed vole)
Lineage: Eukaryota; Metazoa; Chordata; Mammalia; Rodentia; Cricetidae
Gene: Cplx3
Product: complexin 3
Exons: 3
Coding region: 27-503 (158 amino acids)
Biological process (GO): synaptic vesicle exocytosis; regulation of neurotransmitter secretion; neurotransmitter transport
Cellular component (GO): SNARE complex; terminal bouton
Molecular function (GO): syntaxin binding
Source: RefSeq, a predicted model, not a curated record
GCCUGGUGCAGUGGCCAGAGAAGACCAUGGCGUUCAUGGUGAAGUCCAUGGUGGGUGGCCAGCUGAAGAACCUCACUGGAAGCCUGGGGGGCGGCGAGGACAAAGGGGAUGGAGACAAGUCUGCAGCCGAAGCACAGGGCAUGAGCCGAGAAGAGUACGAGGAGUAUCAGAAGCAACUGGUGGAGGAGAAAAUGGAGCGAGAUGCACAGUUCACACAGAGGAAGGCGGAACGGGCCACGUUGAGGAGUCACUUCAGAGACAAAUACCGUCUGCCCAAGAAUGAGACAGAUGAAAGCCAGAUCCAGCUGGCAGGAGGAGACGUGGAACUGCCUCGGGAACUAGCCAAGAUGAUCGAGGAGGACACGGAGGAAGAAGAAGAUAAGGCCUCUGUGCUGGGACAGCUGGCCAGCCUCCCUGGCUUAGACCUCAGCUCACUCAAGGACAAGGCCCAGACUACACUAGGGGACCUCAAGCAAUCAGCUGAGAAGUGCCACAUCAUGUGACCACUUCCCCCAGGGUUACCUCUGGGAUGGCCAGAGGGCUGGUCCCAUGUGAGGGCUAGGAGAGUGUCUCAGCUUCCAGAUACCUCCAUCCAUCUUGCCCCCCCCUCCCCACCCCACCCCCGUCCCAGCCUAGCUCCAGAGCCUUCUCGUCCAUGUCCAGUCUGGGCUCUGACUCACCCUCUUUAU